GUUUUAAUUAAUCUAUUCUUUUGUUUCUUUGUGUUUGUUAAGUUUUUGUUAUGACUUUGUGUUUUUGACAGUUGAAGAUGUGUAUUUGUGCAGAUUUGUGUGUAUUUUCUGUGUUGUGUUGUGAUGUUGGGAUUUAGACAGUUCUUAUUCAAGUGCUGCUGGCGGUUAGGCGAGAUGCACACAACCACAGCAGAGGGCCAAUACCGGGGCACCAACGGCGCAACUCAUCCGAAGGAUAAAGUCGCCAUCCUAGACGCUGGCUCGCAGUACGGAAAGGUGAUAGAUCGCCGCGUACGCGAGCUAUGCGUGGAAUCCGACAUCUUGCCGUUAGACACCCCCGCGUACCACCUCAAGGAGGCGGGGUACCGCGCCAUCAUCAUCUCAGGAGGCCCCAACUCUGUCUACGCUGAAGAUGCGCCGAGAUAUGAUGCUGAUAUAUUCAAAAUCGGACUCCCUGUAUUAGGCAUCUGCUAUGGCAUGCAAAUGCUGAACAAGGAGUUCGGAGGCUCCGUGCUGCGCAAGGACGCCCGAGAGGACGGACAGUACGAGGUCGAAGUGGAAACCACGUGCCCCCUGUUCAACCGCCUCGAGAAACUUCAGCCAGUACUGUUGACCCAUGGAGACAGCGUGCAGAGAGUCGGAGACCGUUUCCGCGUCGGUGCCCAGUCGUCCAACCAUCUCAUCGCAGCAAUAUAUAAUGAACAAAUGCGGCUGUAUGGAGUCCAGUUUCACCCUGAGGUGGACCUAACCCCGAAAGGCAAACAGAUGUUGUCGAAUUUCCUGUUCGACAUAGCGGGCAUGUCGCGCUCCUUCACCCUCCGCUCGCGCCGCGAGGCCUGCGUCCAGUACAUCCGCGACGCCGUCGGAGACAACAACAAAGUACUUGUGUUGGUGAGCGGCGGAGUGGACUCGGCGGUGUGCGCGGCGCUGCUGCGGACCGCGCUGCGCGAGGACCAAGUCAUCGCGCUGCACAUCGAUAAUGGAUUCAUGCGUAAGAACGAGAGCUCUAAAGUGGAAAGGUGUCUUCGUGAACUGGGAGUUAGGCUUCACGUCAUCAAUGCGUCUCAUCAGUUCCGACAAGGCAGCACAGUGGUCCGCGAGGCCGGAGGCCGCACGCGGAGCACCCCACUGCUCUGCCACACACAGGCUCCAGAAGACAAGCGUCGAAUCAUCGGCGACGUGUUCAUUCGUAUCGCUGAGCAAGCCGUGCGCGACCUUAACCUGCAAGAGGACCAAGUUCUCCUCGGUCAGGGCACUCUUCGCCCCGAUCUGAUCGAGUCAGCAUCAGCCUUGGCUUCAGGCAACGCGGCCACAAUCAAGACGCAUCACAACGACACGGACUUGGUGAGGGCGUUGCGCGCCCGCGGACGGGUCGUGGAGCCGCUCAAGGACUUCCAUAAGGAUGAGGUCCGAGCCCUCGGCCUCGAGCUCGGGCUCCCGGCCGGCCUGGUGGCGCGGCACCCGUUCCCGGGCCCCGGCCUGGCCGUGCGCGUGCUGUGCCAGGACGAGCCGCGCGCCGAGCGGGACUUCUCCGAGACGCAGGUCAUAGUGAAAAUAAUGGUAGAGUAUGCAAGCAUGAUCGUCAAAUCGCACGCUCUACUAGGCCGCGUAGUGAACGCGACCACGGCCGCGGAGCAAGCCGAGCUCAAACGCAUCUCCUCCAAGUCGCCCAUCGCCGCCGCGUUGUUGCCGCUGCGCUCUGUGGGCGUGCAGGGUGACGCACGAACGUACAGCUACGCGGUAGCACUGUCAACGGAACGCUACCCGCCAGACUGGAAAGAUAUGUACUACCUCGCCAAGAUCAUACCUCGCGUCUGCCACAACGUUAACAGGGUGUGCUACGCAUUCGGAGGGCUGAUCAAAGAGCAAGUAACGGACAUCACGCCCACUUUCCUCACACAGCAAGUCAUCUCUACUAUCCGCCAAGCGGACGACAUCGCAACACAGGUCCUGCUGUCAAGCGGCGCAGCAUCCCUCGUCGCACAGAUGCCCGUGGUGCUCAUCCCCAUACACUUCGACCGCGACGCCGCCACCCGCGCGCCCUCCUGCCAGCGCUCCGUCGUACUCCGGCCCUUCGUCACUUCUGACUUCAUGACUGGAGUCGCAGCCCUGCCUGGUUCAGACGCCAUGCCGCAGGACGUGAUAGACAGAAUGCGCAAAGAAGUAAUGAGCGUGCCGGGCAUCUCGCGCGUGCUGUACGACCUCACGCCCAAGCCGCCCGCCACCACCGAGUGGGAAUGAUCGCCCAACCUUUUAUACGUUUCUACUCGUCUUGUACGAUUGCACCCGAGGCAGUGGUCCACGUUGCAGCUCUGACUCUCCAGGCCGCAAGCUGCAAUUUUAUAAGUUGCAACACUAAGUGGCCACUUUACAGGUUACAAUUUUACUAGUCUAAACCUGCAGCAUACAACCCAGCAAUAAUAUUAACUCUUUGACGGCCAAAGACGUCAACUGACGCGCGUGUCAACAUCAACCUUCGUGCAUUCGGACAAGAUUCACGAUGACGCGCCGCCAGGGCCGGAUUUAGGGGAGGGGCCUCCACUCCUUCGUUGCCCCGAGGCCUCCACACCUCUAAAUUCGGCCUUGGCUAGGCGUGGAGUUCAAAGGAUUAAGGCAUAAAGGUAACUUUGGUAUUUCAAAGUUCAAAAUCAAUGUGGGUUCCGUCUGUCUUAAAAGCGUUAUAAGUCAAACGCGACAGUGAUACCAGUUUAGACUUAAAAUUGUAUCUUGUACGAUUUUAAAUGCCAUAUUCAAAUGUUGCCAGUAAAAUUGAAGUAAAGGGUUGGUUUAGACCUCAAAUUUUAAUUACUUUAACACAAUAGUUGUGUGCGUCUUAAUAUUCUAAUGAAGCUCAGUUAUAGUCUGAAUGGCGGCAUAAGUCAUUGGGGCAUUGCACUUACAAGCUAGCCUCGUAUAUUUCAAUUAUACAUUAGUACUUAUAUGAUAUACCGCCAUACGACUAUUCAAUGAGGGCUAACGCGUAUGAAUUCGCCGAUAGUGGCGCUAGUGUAGAUGGUGGUCUUUUCCAUAGUUCGAAAUGUCAAAUGUCACUUGUCACUUCAAUGACUGACAGCUGUUCUUUAGUCUUUUGGACCACCAUCAACAGAGGCGCCAACUGGUGAGCAAAAAAACGAUAGCCCUCAUUUACAUAACAGUUCCACUUUGGAUCUCCAUUCGUGAUUCGUCUGUAGUAUCUAUACUUUACAUUUACAAUUAAUACAAUUAUACAAUAUGUAUGUAUAUAUUUAUAACGUAAUCACAGUCAAUUGUGUUCAUGUUAUAAAGAAUAAGCUACGGUCGAUGUACUGGAUUGAAUUAUUUUUAUAAUAAUGCAAAUAAUUAAGUGCCUAAUUCGAAUAGAAGCAGAUGUUAUGACUGUUUUCGAGACAGUAGCUUUCCAAGUGCAAUUUUUUCCUUGCGAUCAUGUAAUAAUUUAUUUAUGUAUAACUUUAUUCACUAUAUACUCUGUUAUCUUCUCACUUGUUUAAUAUUAUUUGCUAUUUUCUUUGUUUCAUAUUUAAUUCGGACCACUCAAUCGUCUUCGUUUCUAGUGCCAGAUAGAAUGUCUUUAAAACAACUACUUAUUUUAAGUAUGCAGUUGUUACGCGGUUAUCACGGCACGAUUUUAAGAUAGUCGUUCGAUUUGUAGCUGGCCCCGAACGGCUAAUCCUUUGUCUAUUGUUAAGUAAAACCUCACCUGCAUAAAAAAUGGUUCGGUCACUAACUGGUUAUUGAAUUUACAACUCCUAUGGAAAUUGCAAUAAGAUUCAAAACGAACGAAUGGAAAAAUAAUUUGCGAUUUCUUGGGUGGUCCCUCUACGGGUACUGAGUGCCGGCGAGGCGAACGCUAUAGAACCAGUCUAAAAUGUGUCAUCGAGAUAUGUAACAAAGGCGCGUUAUCGGAGAGCGUACCUACACUGGUUUUUCGAGCGUUGGACUAGCCCGCGCUCAGAUGCCAAUUAGAAUUAUACGACCCCUUUUUUUGCAGGUAGUGUGCGCGUGCGGUUUUACUUACAAUAGACAAAGGAUUAGCCGGUCGGGGUAAGCUACAAAACGAACGACUAUAUGCAUAGUUGUUACACGGUUAUCACACGGAUGCGGACCCGCACGCACCUCCGGUGUGUAAGCGAGACAGCGCUAUGUACGUAUAUAGCUCGCACCGAAAAGGCGCGCUGAUCCGUAUCCAAUGUGAGGACUGCUUUAUACAAUGUGUGAUUGUAGUUAUUUAUUUUUGCGGCUGAUGAACUUUUGUUUUAUUUAACCUAGAUAUUGGUGUCUGUUGGUUUUGUUUCACUGUUAAGUGUAUUAUAAUAUAAUAUAUUUGUUCUGGACCACUGCCCGUUAUUAUAAAGAGUUGUAAAUACAUUGGUGUAAGAAACACAAUGUCGAGGUUCUUGUUAACUCCACUGAUCAGUUUUGUAACUUGUAGUAAUUUAUUGUAAAGGCUGUGUAAAAAUUAUUAAAAAGCCCUUGAAUGUUCUGCUCGACAAGAUUAUACUGGGUCGUGUAUGAAAUCGAAAACAAAUUGUUUUAUGGAAUGGUUCAGUGUUAUUGACUGGAGGUUUCAUAAUAAAAUUAUAUUAUGCUUUA
Molecule: messenger RNA, 4590 nt
Organism: Cydia strobilella
Lineage: Eukaryota; Metazoa; Arthropoda; Insecta; Lepidoptera; Tortricidae
Gene: bur
Product: GMP synthase [glutamine-hydrolyzing]
Exons: 16
Coding region: 124-2241 (705 amino acids)
Biological process (GO): GMP biosynthetic process
Cellular component (GO): cytosol
Molecular function (GO): GMP synthase activity; ATP binding; GMP synthase (glutamine-hydrolyzing) activity
Source: RefSeq, a predicted model, not a curated record